Molecule: messenger RNA, 1291 nt
Organism: Topomyia yanbarensis
Lineage: Eukaryota; Metazoa; Arthropoda; Insecta; Diptera; Culicidae
Product: probable 3-hydroxyisobutyrate dehydrogenase, mitochondrial
Exons: 3
Coding region: 167-1144 (325 amino acids)
Biological process (GO): L-valine catabolic process
Cellular component (GO): mitochondrion
Molecular function (GO): NADP binding; 3-hydroxyisobutyrate dehydrogenase activity; NAD binding
Source: RefSeq, a predicted model, not a curated record
ACGAAUAUAGACAGCAACUGUAUUAUGGAGUAGUCGCUAUAUAUCGUUCGACGAGGAAGGGAGCGUGUGAUUUUUGGAGCAGCAAGUUCAGGGUCGUUGGCAAAUUCGUUGCGGUUCAAAAGUAUUAGUCUCCGGCGAAUAAGUGAUAUAAUCUUUAGUCGCAGCAAUGGCUUUCCGUGUGCUAUCGUACUCCAACAAUCUAAAGCAUACCGCUUUGAUCACCGAACUGCUGUCUAGAUCCUUCUGCAGUGGACCCAAGAAUGUUGGAUUCAUCGGACUGGGCAAUAUGGGCGGACCAAUGGCCAGUAAUUUGAUGGCAAAGGGACACAAGCUACACGUGUUUGAUGUUUCGGCAAACGCAAAGGACGCCAUGAAAACCAAGGGCGCUGUUACCUACGACAAUGUGUCGGAUUUGGCCAAGGUUUCAGAUUUCGUCAUCACAAUGCUGCCAACGAAUGAUAUUGUAGCGGACACCUACGACACCAUCUUGGCCGGAGGAAUCAACACUAGCACCAUGUUUGUCGAUUCAAGCACUAUCGAUCCCAAUGUGGCAAAGGCUGUUCAGAAGAAAAUCAAAGCAGCUGGCGGUACCUUUGUCGAUGCACCCGUAUCCGGUGGUGUGCCUGGAGCCCAGAAUGCAACAUUGACCUUCAUGGUCGGUGGAACGACGGAGGAGUAUGAUCGGGUCAAGGGUUUGUUAGAGGGUAUGGGCAAGAAAAUAACUCAUUGCGGUAGCUACGGAAUGGGACAAGCUGCCAAGGUUUGCAACAACAUGAUGCUCGGUAUCUCGAUGUGCGGACUGGCUGAAUGCAUGAAUCUGGCCAUAAGACUUGGAUUGGACGCUAAGGUAUUUGCUGAUAUAAUCAACGCAUCCACCGGACGCUGUUGGGCAUCAGAAGUCAAUAACCCAGUGCCCGGAUUGAUUCCCACAGCUCCGGCUGCCAAGGAGUACGCUGGCGGUUUCGCAACCGGUUUGAUUACUAAGGAUCUGGGAAUUGCGUCAGCCGUGGCAACAUCUUCAAACACCCCGAUUCCGCUGGGAGCUUUGACUCAUCAGAUCUACCGCACGCUGAUGGCUAAAGGGCUGGCCAACAAAGACUUCUCCGUGGUGUACGAUUUUAUCAAAAACAACGAUAAGGUCUAGGUCGAUAGUUAGCUCAGGCGCAAGGAUUUCUUUCAAAAUUACACGUCUUCCAGAGUAUGCAUUUAUUAUAUAGCUUUUAUCCUUAUUGAGCAGGAUAUGAGCAAUCGCAUUUGUUUUAUUCAGUAAAUAAAUAUAAAUAAAAAGUUA